Zootermopsis nevadensis is the source of this 1291-nucleotide messenger RNA. RefSeq names its product kelch-like protein 10. Lineage: Eukaryota; Metazoa; Arthropoda; Insecta; Blattodea; Termopsidae. Gene Ontology annotation, molecular function: protein binding. The record is from RefSeq and is a predicted model, not a curated record.
GGGCCUCUUGAAGGGCGUACGUGAGACUAGGACUACUUGACACAAACUUUUUCCUUGAAAAAGUAUCAACUCACCCAUACGUGACUGAAAAUGAGGCGUGCAGACCCGUGGUCUUGGAGACGCUCGCGUUCUUACACGACGUGCAAAUGAUAACGAAGGAGGACAAGGAUUUUCUGAUACCAAAGAUUGCCCGCCCUCGAAUCCCACAGGACAUUCUGUUUGCUAUUGGUGGGUAUCGUGGCGAAAGUCCAACAGCUUUGAUUGAAACUUACGACACACGAGCAGACCGAUGGAGUGUGAUGGAGGAGGUUUACCAGAAAGAUGAGCGAUUUUCCCAUGGCACGGCCUUAGUGGGUUUCAACAUUUAUGUCAUCGGUGGUUCGAACGGCAACAGAGCCUUAAGCUCAUGUCGCUACUUCAACGUUGUUACGAAGACAUGGCAUCAGGUGGCGCCUAUGCACGAAUGCAGAUCUGAGGUAACUGUGGCAGUUCUGGGAGAGAUUUUGUACGCCAUGGGCGGUUGUGGUCUUCUUCUUCUUGAGGAACAGAGAACAGCGGAAAAAUAUGACUUUAAGACAAACCAGUGGUCUUUGAUCGCUCCUAUGAAUAUGGACCGAUGCGAUGCAGGUGCGGCUGUGCUAAAUGACAAAAUAUACGUCGCUGGUGGAUGUGGGAAUUACCUUAUUUUGAGCACGGUGGAAGUGUAUGACCCGGUCACCGACCAAUGGACAUUCGUUGCGCCAUUGCAUUCUGAACGGUCCAGUCUUCGUUGCAUCGUCUUCCACGGCAUUCUGUACGCCCUAGGAGGAUUCAACGAGGUAUCACGCUCACUCAGUGCCGAAAAGUUUGACCCUGCAGAAGACACGUGGACCGAGAUCCAUGAUAUGUGCGUCGCACGCCAGAACUUCAGUGCACAUGUGAUCGACGACACGAUCUUUAUCAUCGAUGGAUAUCAUGGCGAUGAGACCAUCUUCAGUGUCGAAUGUUUCAAUUCCAAGAAAAAUGAAUGGUACCAUGCGACAGAAAUGAAUGUCCGUAGAACAGGUAUGUCGAUCUGUGUCGUCAAGAACCUACCCAAUGCAAAAGAUUACGCCCACAAACACAGGGACGAAAUAAUGGAGAAGAUACGUAAAAAAUUGUUGGCUUGGGAAACUCAGCGGCAGCAAGCCUUUGAUUACAACCUCGACGAACACACAAAAUUUAAUCACAUUCCUCAAGAAAAUAAUGAAGAAAACUGGGCUUUGAUGUAAGAACCAAGAGAGAAAUAAAGAGAAAUAUCGUUUGCAGCAAA